UCAAUAACUUCAGGGAAAGAAAAUACAAGAUCCUUAAAGGGCUCUUUAAUCUAGCACAAAAAGGCAAAACAAGAACCAAUUGCUGGAAUUUAAACCCAGGCAAAUUCAGCUUUAAAAAGGCACCAUUGUUUAACCAGAAGGGUGAUUAACCACUGCCAGGGAAGUGGUGGAUUCUCCUCCCUUGAUGUCUCAAGUGAAGGCUGGAGGCUUUUCUGGAAGAUAAGAGAGACAAGGCAAAAAGGUGGGAGCAGAAGCCAUGUGUGCAAAGAACAGAUCCCCUUGUUAGACACCUAGAGCAUCUGUCCUCCUGGGAGUGGACUCCCAAGGGUGGUGAAGGGAGAAGCAACUGCAUAGGAUUCCUGUUUGCCCCCUCUCUGGGGCUGUAUUGACUGAGGAUGGACCCUGUGGCUCGGCCGAGUGGGGAUAUCAUGAGGCGGAAUCCACAGCAGGACUAUGAGCUCAUCCAGAGGGUGGGGAGUGGCACGUAUGGAGAUGUCUAUAAGGCCAGAAAUCUUCAUACAGGAGAGUUGGCUGCUGUAAAAAUUAUCAAGUUAGAGCCAGGAGAUGAUUUUUCAUUGAUACAGCAAGAAAUCUAUAUGGUUAAAGAAUGUACACACUGCAACAUUGUAGCCUACUUUGGAAGCUAUCUCAACCGUGAAAAGCUGUGGAUCUGCAUGGAAUACUGUGGAGGUGGAUCACUUCAAGACAUUUACCAUGUAACCGGACCACUGUCAGAGUUACAAAUUGCAUAUGUAUGCAGAGAAACUUUACAGGGUCUUGCUUAUUUGCACAUGAAGGGCAAAAUGCACAGAGAUAUUAAGGGUGCAAAUAUUCUGCUAACAGACCAUGGAGACAUAAAAUUAGCUGACUUUGGUGUAGCAGCAAAAAUAACAGCCACCAUUGCGAAGAGAAAAUCUUUUAUUGGUACCCCUUACUGGAUGGCCCCAGAAGUUGCAGCAGUGGAAAAGAAUGGUGGUUACAACCAACUCUGUGAUAUCUGGGCAGUUGGCAUAACAGCAAUCGAACUUGGAGAACUUCAGCCACCUAUGUUUGACCUUCAUCCAAUGAGGGCUUUGUUUUUAAUGUCUAAAAGUAACUUUCAACCUCCAAAGCUCAAGGAAAAAGCAAAAUGGUCAUCAACAUUCCAUAAUUUUGUCAAAAUAGCACUUACCAAAAAUCCAAAGAAGAGACCAACCGCAGAAAGACUCCUUACUCAUAGUUUUGUAGGACAACCCGGUCUCUCGAGAUCUCUAGCAGUUGAGCUGUUGGACAAAGUAAAUAAUCCUGAAAACCAUACACAUUACGGUGAAGCUGAUGACGAUGAUUUUGAGCCUCACUCUGUUAUUCGUCACACCAUUCGCUCUACAAACAGAAAUGCUAGAGCAGAAAGAACAGCAUCAGAGAUAAAUUUUGACAAGCUGCAAUUUGAGCCUCCCUUACGGAAAGAAACAGAAGCUCGGGAUGAAAUGAUUGUGGCAGCAGGCACAGACUUUGCUUCACACUGGAAUCCUUUUGUUGAUGGUGGAAGCAGCAGCAAGGGACCGUUCACAAAAUUUGGCGAUGGCAGUGAAGAUGUUGAAGAGUCAACCCUAAAGCGAGCAGGGCCACCACCACUGCCUCCUAAGCCAAGGAUAAACAAUUACCCUGAGGAAAGCCUUGCGGAUGAUGAGAAGUCUCAGACAAUAAAACACUUUCCAGAUUCACAGAGUAGAGCGCUGCCGGCUCAUAGGAGACAGAGUAUUCCAACUUGUGGUUCUCAAGCUGAGCCGUCCCCCAUUGGUAUGACUAGCAGUCUCAGCAGCCCUGGACUGCUUACAGCUAGAUACAGUGACGUGGGAAAUGGGGAUAGUAUGCUGAAACUCAUUGAGGAAAAUGCAGAAGGUUCUGGACAGGUCCCCCAGCUGCCACGUAAAAAAGACAAAAGAGACUUUCCAAAGCCAGCCAUCAAUGGUCUACCGCCGACACCAAAGGUGCUGAUGGGAGCAUGUUUUUCAAAAGUUUUUGAUGGCUGCCCUUUGAAGAUUAACUGUGCAACGUCAUGGAUACAUCCUGAUACUAAAGAUCAGUAUAUUAUCUUUGGAACUGAAGAUGGUAUUUAUACGUUGAAUCUGAAUGAACUUCAUGAAGCAACAAUGGAACAGUUAUUUCCCCGAAAGUGUACCUGGCUGUAUGUUAUCAAUAAUACUUUAAUGUCGUUGUCAGAAGGAAAAACGUUCCAGCUCUACUCCCAUAACCUAAUAGCUUUGUUUGAACAAGCCAAAAAAACAGGAUUUGCUGCUCAUAUGCAGACUCAUAGGUUCCCUGACAAAAUAUUACCAAGGAAGUUUGCCUUAACAACAAAGAUUCCUGAUACAAAAGGAUGCCACAAAUGCUGCAUAGUAAGAAAUCCAUACACAGGACAUAAAUACCUUUGUGGAGCAUUGCAGUCUGGAAUUGUUUUACUUCAGUGGUAUGAACCAAUGCAGAAAUUCAUGUUAAUAAAGCACUUUGAUUUUCCUUUGCCAACCCCCCUGAAUGUGUUUGAAAUGCUCGUGAUACCGGAGCAGGAAUACCCCAUGGUUUGUGUGGCUAUUAGUAAGGGCACAGACCCAAGUCAAGUAGUUCAGUUUGAGACAAUCAACUUGAACUCUGCUUCUUCAUGGUUUACAGAAAUUGGUGCAGGCAAUCAGCAGUUAGAUGCGAUUCAUGUAACACAGCUGGAAAGAGACACUGUUCUAGUCUGCUUGGACAAAUUUGUGAAAAUUGUGAAUUUACAAGGGAAGCUGAAAUCGAGCAAGAAGCUGGCCUCUGAGCUAAGUUUUGAUUUCUGCAUUGAAUCUGUAGUGUGCCUUCAAGACAGUGUACUGGCUUUCUGGAAACACGGCAUGCAGGGCAAAAGCUUUAAGUCAGAUGAAGUUACCCAAGAGAUUUCGGAUGAAACCAGGGUUUUCCGCUUAUUGGGAUCAGACAGGGUUGUAGUGCUAGAAAGUAGGCCGACAGAAAACCCAACUGCACACAGCAAUCUCUACAUCUUGGCUGGACAUGAAAAUAGUUACUAAGCAACAGUAACCCAAUGCAAAUAACAAGAGAAUGAAUCCAUCACAUAAGGAAAAAAGAACCAUUAAGGAAACUCAAAUACAAGCUGGACUGUAACUUACUUCUUCUCUUCUUGAGAUCUUAAUUAUCUGGUCUGUAGGGUAGAAAUCAAUAUUGUACUUUUCGCAGCUGGAAACAGCUAGUUCUGUCUCUUGCCACUGUGUGGCUGGUUAUAUCAAGUUUGCUUAAUAAAAGCUUUGAGAUAAAUAGUCCUUUAUUUGUUAAUCCUAGGGAAACACAGCCUUUAAAAAAAAAAUGCAAUAAAGGUGCCAUAAAAAGUUAGAUAUUUACUUCCUCUGGGUUGUCCUUAUAUCCUGUAGAUAUAAAUAUAGUGCUGGCCAAUUCCCUUUAUACUGAGUCUUAUUCUUAAUAAAGAUGAUUUGCGCAGGAAGUGAAAGGAUCAGCAAUGCUUUUCAUUUUUAAAUCUGCCAUUCUGUAUGGCUUUGUAAAAUAGACUAUUUAAUCGUUAUUUAUUAAUCUGCUGCUAGAGUGGUGUAAUGUAUCUAACUUUUAGCAAAAGAAGGUUGCAGAGCAGCUUAGCAUUUUUUUACAGUUGUAUAAAGAUUUGAUUAUUCUUGGUCCUUGUAGAGAUGUAGCGCAUUGUUGAAGGGGGUUAUAGUACAAUGUUGGUUGUUCCUGUAUAAAUGCAAUUUUGUACAACAAAGUAUUUUGUAUUCAUUUUGCCUACGGAGUUGCCAUAAAAGGGAGUUUCAUAUUUACUGAAAUAACAGGUGUAGAGUAUAUACAAAAGGUAAUAUUGACACCUGAAAUGUUAUUCGCGGGUGGGUGUGUACAGUAUAUGUGUGAGUGUGUGUGUGUCAUUGACAGGCAGUGUAUAUGUAAUAUAUACAUGCUUUAUUUUCAUAAAUUAGGGAUAACCUGUGUGAAAUUAAACGGACGCAUAAGAGGAUUGUGCCUGGUCAUCCUUAAGGAAUGAGAAUAACGUAUCCCACUGCCCACAACAUGUAUUUUAUUUAUACUAUUCCAGAGGGGAGUCUGUAGGGUAACUAUGCUUCUAAGCUUUUGGUAUGUAUAGUUGCUCACAUUGUUUGUCAGACUGUCAUUUAGUGAUGGUUGUUUCCCAGCUCUAGAGUAUAAAUAUCUGUGAUAAGAAGCCGUAUUCUAUAAUAAAGCUUUGGGUCACAUCUCCUGUUACCCCUUCCCCCCUUUUUAGUUUGUCAUCCGUACUUUAUCACCUUAUUCCUCCAUUAAAGAGUCACAUUGCUU
Messenger RNA from Mauremys mutica (yellowpond turtle), 4302 nucleotides. RefSeq names its product mitogen-activated protein kinase kinase kinase kinase 5 (gene MAP4K5). The record is from RefSeq and is a predicted model, not a curated record. Gene Ontology annotation, molecular function: MAP kinase kinase kinase kinase activity; ATP binding. The transcript is spliced from 34 exons. Lineage: Eukaryota; Metazoa; Chordata; Testudines; Geoemydidae. Gene Ontology annotation, biological process: protein phosphorylation. The coding region runs from base 396 to 3038 and encodes 880 amino acids.